Messenger RNA from Notodromas monacha, 1869 nucleotides. The record is from the annotation of a GenBank genome assembly. NCBI's taxonomy places the organism in Eukaryota, Metazoa, Arthropoda, Ostracoda, Podocopida, Cyprididae.
AUGGGCUCGAAGACGCCUUCGUCCGAGAGCCUCGUGGAGCGCCAGCAAUGGGGCAACAAAAUCGAGUUCCUCCUCUCGUCCAUCAGCUACGCCAUCGGGUUCGGCAACAUCUGGCGCUUCCCGUACCUAGUGUACCGGUACGGCGGCGGCACGUUCCUCGUCCCGUACUUCUUCUUCGUCAUCACCGUGGCCAUGCCGCUGAUGCUGCUGGAGUCGUCGACGGCCCAGUUCGCGGGCCUCGGGCCAGCUCACGUGUACGGCGUCAUGUGUCCCGCCUUUCGUGGACUGGGACUCACCACCUACUACAUUUCCUACGUGAAUACCAUCCAGUACGUCGUCAUCAUGGCCUACGUGAUUCACUAUGCCGUGAGUUCCGUGACGCGGGAAUUGCCGUGGGUCAAGUGCGACCCCAGCUACAGUUUCGACGGGUGCGUCGGGCCGUGUUCCGGCGCUGGCAACACUGCCGCUGCCGGCGGUGGUGGUGGUCGUGGUAGUAACAACGUGAGUGACUUCGUGGUGCUCAACGGGACUUGUUGGGACGACUACGGGUACGUGGUGCCCGGGAUCCUGGGUUCCGUGUUCAUCGCUUACGUCAUGUGCUUCCUGGCCAUGAAAAACGGCGUGUCCACGUCGGGCAAGGUGGUGUACUUUACGGCCUUGUUCCCUUACGCAGUGCUUCUUGUGCUCUUGGUGAAAGCAGCUACUCUGGAGGGAUUCGGCAACGGGAUCAAGUUCUACUUGCAGCCGGACCUGAACAAAUUGGCGGACUUUGAGGUCUGGUACCAGGCCCUGAGUCAAAUCUUCUUCUCGCUGGGCAUCGGCUUUGGCGGACUCAUGACACUGUCUAGGUCGGGCAUCUCUGUGUUUAUUUCUUCAUGUAUUUCAGUGGAAGUUUUCAAGGUUUGCGAUAUGACCUGUUGGGACGACUACGGGUACGUGGUGCCCGGGAUCCUGGGUUCCGUGUUCAUCGCUUACGUCAUGUGCUUCCUGGCCAUGAAAAACGGCGUGUCCACGUCGGGCAAGGUGGUGUACUUUACGGCCUUGUUCCCUUACGCAGUGCUUCUUGUGCUCUUGGUGAAAGCAGCUACUCUGGAGGGAUUCGGCAACGGGAUCAAGUUCUACUUGCAGCCGGACCUGAACAAAUUGGCGGACUUUGAGGUCUGGUACCAGGCCCUGAGUCAAAUCUUCUUCUCGCUGGGCAUCGGCUUUGGCGGACUCAUGACACUGUCUAGGUCGGGCAUCUCUGUGUUUAUUUCUUCAUGUAUUUCAGUGGAAGUUUUCAAGGUUUGUGAUAUGACCUCCUCGGGCCAAGACGUGGCAGAUGUCGCUGGGUCCGGCAUGAGCCUCACCUUCGUCACGUUCGCCACCACGCUGUCCCUCCUGCCGGCUGCCCCUGUUUGGUCCAUCAUGUUCUUCGUCAUGCUCAUCACCGUCGGGCUCGGCACGCAAAUGGCCGACAUGGAAACUCAAAUCACGGCCCUGCUGGACCAGUUCACGUCGCUGCGGAAACACAAGACGCUCGUCACGCUCGUCGUCUGCGCCACGGGCUUCCUCGGCGCCAUUUCCAUGACAUUCCAAGGCGGGAUUUGGCUCAACAACCUGCUCAACGAUUAUGCCGCCACGGCGCCGGUGCUCGUGAUGACGCUGGGCAACGUCGUGGCGCUCGUCUACGUGUUUGGCUUUGAGCGGUUGAUUAGGAACAUGGAGGAGAUGAUUGGGCCGCUGCGUCGUGGCACCUACUGGUACCUGCGGAUCACGUGGACGUGUCUCGCACCGCUCUUUGUCACCGUGCUGCUCGUGUAUUUUUUCUACGAUUUCCCGGGCACGGCUUACGAUAAACCCGGGUCGACCGACUUGUUUCCCGACUGG